AUGAACAGGUUUCGAGGAAGAUGGGGAUACGUACAAGGACAGUACAUCGUAGCUGAGUGUCAAGGCGAAAAACAAUCUGUGUGUGCUGAAUGUGGACGCGGCGGGUACACGGCCACAAAAAAUCACUUGAAGAAAUGUCAAGCCUGCAAGGAAUGCAUUUCUAUUAACAAUCAGGAGAAACUAAAGGACUGUACAGCUCAAGAGGACACUGUGUGUAAGUGUAUGAUGGGUUUCUAUUGCAACGAUGAGCACUGUGACCACUGCCAACCACUGACCGAAUGCCGUCCGGGAGAAGGGGUCAAGGUUCAUGCCACUCGCACGACUGACACAGUCUGUGCUCCGUGUCCAGGCGGAACGUACAGCAAUGUGACAGAUUCCUACUCGCUCUGUCAAACACACACCAGAUGUCAGGACUUCGGGAAAGUGUUCAAAACGCAAGGAAAUGCGGCAACUGAUGCCAUCUGUGGCAACUUCAUAACUCAUUGUUCCUGGAUAUUACCCACCAGCUUGUGGUCAGGACUCUUGUUGACUGCACUCAUCCUCUUUGGUCUCAUCUGCUGGAGGUCAAAACAUAAAAAGAAAACAAAGACAUUUUUACAGCAGCCUUUCAAGUCUGCAGGAGCGGACUCCAGUGUUGCUGUUUCUCUGGUUGAAGUGGUGCCAGCAGCCCCGGUCACACAGCUGGAGUCGAACGGUCACUGUCUGGACAGCUGUGACGUGGAGAACUGCAAACUACCACUUUUUAACUCAGAUGUUGAUACGGUCGGUUGUGACACUCAAGAACGCAUGGAAAGCAGCCCACCUAUAACUCCUAUGAAGGUUUCGGUUUCAUUUACUGACUCCAACCACAUCAAUGGGAGUGCAGGAAAUUGCACUGGAAACUUCCGUAGGACCUACUCCGAGCCACAGGAGGACGAGUGGUGUGGCACAUAAUCAAGUAAACAUUUUUGUAACAGCAUGACGAUGGAGCCCCGAGUUCCUCUCCGCCUUGGAGAGGCUGCGACUAGUUUCUAAAAGCUUAAAUUGGAUCUGUUUAAAACAUGUUGGGUUUUUUUAAGAGUACGGUUUAACGUGGCUGACAGUUUGCUGCCCCCUGCAGGACUUUCACGAGAUCAGCUCAUAUAAUGUGAUAUUUAUGCAUUCACAACGAACAAACAUAUUAUAUUUAAAUCCUUGUGCAGCUCUGUACUCGUCAGCCCCUUGGAUGGGAAUCGGUGUUCGAUAAGGGCCAAAACCACAAUGACGGAAUCCGUCUAACAAGUAUGUCUGUGACAUUGAUGCCGGGUGUAAAAUCUAUUGACAUCAUAUUAAUGCGCCAACUGGAUGACGUGUUACUUAAUUAGCAUGAACACCGAGCACUUAAGCUUAAUCUCAUGUAUCACACUGUUAAUUAUUCCACAGAAAGUAACCCUCGACAAAUGCUCUGUUUACUCCUGUUAGCAACUAUUGCUAAAAACUACAAUGUUCAACUGCUUCAGAGAAUUACUGGUCUCUUUUUUUAGGUCUGACUAAAUAUUAGCUGGCAAGUCUCAAGCUUUUCUUUAAUUACACCUUCACAAAACAAAUAAGAUCGGGGCUGCAUGCCACAGGGUGCUGAGAGACCUAUCUCAAUAUAAUUGGUCUUUUCAUAGGAUUUGUUGUCUAUUUCCUGGCUCAAACUUUAUUAUAAAUGGUUUGUUUUGUAAUUAUAACUUAAUUAAACUUGUAUUGUUAAAUCUUCAGCCCCUGAUUCAGGUGCAGAAUUGUAAUCUUCCAAUGUGUAUUUACAGUAAAUUUCCAUUUUUGUAAACUAUACAUAACUUUAAAAUGGGCAGCGGCGAGAUACGGAUAUAAAAGUUGGAGCAUUGAAUUAAAGAUGCAGCAGUGAUGUCUGGCGGAUGAAUGAUUUGUUUAUAACAUUGUGAAGAUAGAUAUGAGGAAGUAGGUCAGGAAAGCUCUUUUGCUCCACUGCUCUCUUCAGUUAGUACCAACAGAUGAUUAAGAUGUACAUGUUUCAAAGAUGUUCAAUCUAAUUCUGACAUUUAAAAAAAACGUUGAUUACAAUAAUUAAAAAAAACUCUAUAAACAUUAUUCAGACUUGUACCGAGUCGGUUCUACUGAGAAUAAAUUCACUAAAACAAA
Molecule: messenger RNA, 2121 nt
Organism: Gasterosteus aculeatus aculeatus (three-spined stickleback)
Lineage: Eukaryota; Metazoa; Chordata; Actinopteri; Perciformes; Gasterosteidae
Source: RefSeq, a predicted model, not a curated record